Messenger RNA from Aspergillus campestris IBT 28561, 591 nucleotides. RefSeq lists its product as uncharacterized. Lineage: Eukaryota; Fungi; Ascomycota; Eurotiomycetes; Eurotiales; Aspergillaceae. Bases 92 to 403 code for a protein of 103 amino acids. The transcript has 3 exons. The record is from RefSeq and is a predicted model, not a curated record.
CGUCGAAACUGUAUAUAAAGCCUUGGAACCCCCCGGAUCCUUCCCAUCAACCAAGACAUCCCGCUCAUUAGAUUCUCGAACACCCUCCAUCAUGCGUCUCAGUAUAUAUACCAUUGUCGGGCUGGCCCUCCCCCUCGCCGUGACUGCCAGCCCUCUGACCAAGAGAAAGGAGGUGCAGUGCACGAUAGUCAGCAACGACGGCUGGGUCAAGUGUCGCGAUUCACCUCGGCUGGAUGCGUCCUAUGACUACAGAUACGCCGACGGUUACAAGGGUGACUUCAGAUGCUACAAGGUGGGAGACUGCUACAAGGGGAACUGCACAUGGGACUACAAUGGCUAUUGCUAUGUCAAUGGCUAUUAUACUAGUUCAAAUUGUAAUACGAAAAAUUUGCCCAAGUGCUAAAAGCAUAUGGAUAUAAUCUAAGACGGAAUGGGUUAAGGGGUUGGGGUUGGUGUUUGUUUGGAGUAUAGGGUUGUUAUACUAGGGCUUGAAGUCUCCGGGGUUGCAUGUUCCUGCUGUGCAGAUGGCACCGUUUUGAGUAGUGAUCGUCAGUUGAAUACGAGAUUAAUCUCGCAGAGAUAUGAAGGCGG